Messenger RNA from Myotis daubentonii (Daubenton's bat), 3421 nucleotides. RefSeq names its product phosphodiesterase 1B (gene PDE1B). The record is from RefSeq and is a predicted model, not a curated record. Lineage: Eukaryota; Metazoa; Chordata; Mammalia; Chiroptera; Vespertilionidae. Gene Ontology annotation, molecular function: 3',5'-cyclic-nucleotide phosphodiesterase activity. Gene Ontology annotation, biological process: signal transduction.
GAUGCGCUGGGUAAACACGCACUUACAUCCCCCCGCGGCGGGCACGCACAGCCUCUUACCCCGGGCGCGGGGUGCGCGCGCCCGCCCUCGGGCGCUUUUGUCUCUGUGAGCCCCCGGCUUCCAAUCGUUCCCCUGGGAGGAGUGGCUGCCAGGAGUGAGAGACGAGCGGGCAGGCCGAGGAGAAGGGAGAGGAGCAGAGGGCGGGGGAACCGGCCGGGGGAGGAGGGGAGACCGAGGAGGCGGCUCUGGCUGCGCGCGGCAGCGGCGGCGCGGAGAGCUGGGACCGGGAGCCCAGAGCUGGGCAGCGGGAGAGGAGCAGCCGCAGGAACUGCAGCUCUGCCAGCUUGGGCUGAGCCUAGAGAUAUCGGCCUGGCUGGUCCACGCCAGCCGCAGACAGAGGCUGAGCAUGGAGCUGUCCCCUUGCAGCCCUCCCGAGAUGCUGGAGUCGGAUUGCCCGUCACCCCUGGAGCUGAAGUCAGCCCCCAGCAAGAAGAUGUGGAUCAAGCUUCGGUCGCUGCUACGCUACAUGGUGAAGCAGUUGGAGAAUGGGGAGGUCAACAUUGAGGAGCUGAAGAAAAACCUGGAGUACACAGCGUCCCUGCUGGAGGCCGUCUACAUAGACGAGACGCGGCAAAUCUUGGACACAGAGGAUGAGCUUCAGGAGCUGCGGUCAGACGCUGUGCCUUCCGAGGUGCGGGACUGGCUGGCCUCCACCUUCACCCAGCAGACCCGAGCCAAAGGCCGCCGAGCGGAGGAGAAGCCCAAGUUCCGCAGCAUUGUGCACGCCGUGCAGGCUGGGAUCUUCGUGGAGCGGAUGUUCCGGAGAACGUACACCUCCGUGGGCCCCUCCUACUCCUCUGCGGUCCUCAACUGUCUCAAGAACCUGGACCUCUGGUGCUUUGAUGUCUUUUCCUUGAACCGGGCAGCCGAUGACCACGCUCUGAGGACCAUUGCAUUUGAGUUGCUGACGCGGCAUAACCUCAUCAGCCGCUUUAAGAUUCCCACUGUGUUUUUGAUGACUUUCCUGGAUGCUUUGGAGACAGGCUAUGGGAAAUACAAGAACCCUUACCACAACCAGAUCCACGCAGCUGACGUGACUCAGACAGUCCACUGCUUCUUGCUUCGCACAGGGAUGGUGCACUGCCUGUCAGAGAUUGAAGUCUUGGCCAUCAUCUUUGCAGCAGCCAUCCAUGACUAUGAGCACACAGGCACUACCAACAGCUUCCACAUCCAGACUAAGUCAGAAUGUGCCAUCCUGUACAAUGACCGCUCAGUGCUGGAGAACCACCACAUCAGCUCUGUCUUCCGAAUGAUGCAGGACGACGAGAUGAACAUUUUCAUCAACCUCACCAAGGAUGAGUUUGUGGAGCUGCGGGCCCUGGUCAUCGAGAUGGUCUUGGCCACAGACAUGUCUUGCCAUUUCCAGCAAGUGAAGUCCAUGAAGACAGCCUUGCAGCAGCUGGAGAGGAUUGACAAGUCCAAGGCCCUGUCUCUACUGCUCCAUGCUGCAGACAUCAGCCAUCCGACCAAGCAGUGGUCAGUUCACAGCCGCUGGACCAAGGCUCUCAUGGAGGAAUUCUUCCGCCAGGGUGACAAGGAGGCAGAGCUGGGUCUGCCCUUCUCUCCGCUGUGUGAUCGCACUUCCACUCUCGUGGCACAGUCCCAGAUUGGUUUCAUCGACUUCAUUGUGGAGCCCACAUUCUCUGUGCUGACCGACGUGGCUGAGAAGAGUGUCCAGCCCCUGGUGGAUGAGGACUCCAAGUCUAAAAACCAGCCCAGCUUUCAGUGGCGCCAGCCUUCUCUGGAUGUGGAAGUAGGAGACCCUAACCCUGAUGUGAUCAGCUUCCGCUCCACCUGGACCAAAUACAUUCAGGAGAACAAGCAGAAAUGGAAGGAACAGGCAGCAAGCGGCAUCACCAACCAGAUGUCCAUUGAUGAGCUGUCCCCCUGUGAGGAGGAGGCCCCGCCCUCCCCUGCCCAAGAUGAACACAACCAGAAUGGGAAUUUGGACUAGCCUGGGGCUGGCCCCGGUCCUCAUUGAGUCCCAGUGUUAGAUGUCAUCAGCACCAUCCAUCGGGACUAGCUCCCCCAUCUGCUCCAAGGGAGCAUGAAGGUCGAGGAAGAGACAACCCACCCGAAGGCCAAAUGCCAGAGAAUGUGGGGUUGGGGAAGGGCCCCUCCCCAUCUGACACCCAUUGGGCCAUACUUUAAUCUCCCGGCAGCAAGACUGGGGAACUUCAGGCUCCCAAUGGUCACUGUGCCCAUCCCCCUGCCUCUGGACUCCCCCGUGGCCAGAUGGAUGUCUGGGGAAGGGGAGCUUCCUGCAGGCUCCCCAGGGUUUGGGGGGAGGGUCAGAGAUGCCAGCCCCCUGGACCCUCCCCCAUCCUUUUUGCCUCCAAGUUUCUAAGCAAUAAAUUUUGGGGGUUCCCUCAGCCCCCCACCCCAGAUCUUAGCUGGAAGGUCUGGGUCCCCUUUUCCUCCCCUGGGAGGGGCUGGAACAGGAGAGAAAGCUGGGGGGUUUCAGAGCCCGAUGCGUGGGGAGGGGAGUGGGCUCCUUCAGGGCAUGGUAUCAUUUUAGGGCCUGGGAAUGGGGGGUGGGCAGCCUCUUUACCCCAGACCUGCACUGCUUCAGCCCCAUCCCCAGCUCGGCCCCUUACUUCUUCCCUCCUCCCAUUCUGUCAUGGCAACUGGAGAAGAGGACCAGGGGCUGAGAGCGGGUCUUUCCUGGGGUCCUUAAGAGCUUGGGACUGGUCUGGGUCUGGGACAUGGAACCUGCCCUGGCUGAUGCCUGAGCCUUUUGCCUCCUUCCUCUCCCCUGGGCUGGAGGCUCCCAUCCGACCAAUGUCUGUAACGUGCUUUGAGUCUCCUCAACCAAGCACCUUCAGGAUGCAUCUUACGAGCACAGGCAGGAGAGACCAGCUGGGUCAGGGUCAAGGGUGCAUGAUGGGGGUGAGGUAUAAUCCAGUAAUACUGUGUUACCACCAGAGGAUCCCUCCCCUUCUCCAUUCCAGCACUGGCCCAGCUGCGGGCACCAAGAGGCCCCUCCUCUGUGACAGUGGGGAGGGGUGGGAGGAAGGCAGAUGGGGAGGGGCUCAGGGUACUGCUGUAAUGCCCUCUGAAGAGAGCCCCCCAGGCCCCCUGUCCCUUCCUCUCCUCAGGUUCCUCUCACCCCACCUUGUCCCAGGAAAGGCCCAAGUCCAGGUGACUGCCCUCCUUCUUUCUCGUAAAUAUCAAUCAUGCAUCUGUACAGUGGGCCCUGUUCAUGUGAAGUCCAUAUCCAUGGUCUCUUAGACCUGCCACCCUGCCACCUGUCCCCCCUACCCCACCCUGAGUAGGGCAGAGACGCAUGUGACUCAUCCCUGCCCUCGGUCUCCCAGAACCCUGCUAUAUAGUCAGAGAUCAAUAAAGAAGGGAGACCAGG